Drosophila montana is the source of this 1476-nucleotide messenger RNA. RefSeq lists its product as uncharacterized. NCBI's taxonomy places the organism in Eukaryota, Metazoa, Arthropoda, Insecta, Diptera, Drosophilidae. The transcript has 5 exons. The record is from RefSeq and is a predicted model, not a curated record. The coding region runs from base 246 to 1139 and encodes 297 amino acids.
AGCACUGUGCAAGAAGUUUCCCGAAAGAGCGCAAGUGUACAGUUGGAAAAAGAAAUAUCAAAUAAUUAUUUUCGAGUGCAAAUUUUGCCGAUUGAGGCCAGGUGUAGCAAAACUACAGCAUAUCGUUUCAGGGAAACGGCCAGAGCCCGAUUCAACUGGAAUAGGAAUAGGUGCGUUCGAUCCUCGAGUGAAUUUCACAUUUCACAUUUGGCAAUUGGCAAUUGGAUAUUUUGGGAUCGUCAAAGAUGAGCUAUGCGAAUUGCAGCCAGUUCUGCUCGCUUGACCAGCUGCGGGCGUGGGUCGAGUGCAGUCCCCUGGCCCACAAGUGCCUCAUCAUCCACAUGACGAACGACUUGGAUCAGAUCAUAAAUGGGUUUGAGACGGUGCGCAAAUUGGCGCGCAACUGGGAUGAGGAUAUGCAGCGUCCCCUGCUGGUGGCCGUCUGCAUGCUCUUCCUCAUACACGGCCCGCUGGAGCCGCAGAAGAAUAUGCGCAGCCUGCUGUUCCGUGUGCUGGGCCUGAUGGAUACCAAGGAUCCGAUGAGCGUUCACGGUCAUGUCGAGUAUCUGCUGGCCGAGCUGCACAAGGUGGAUGUGGAUCAGGAUACAAUACUGCUCCAUUUGGCUUUGGGCCUGGUGCGUGCCAAUGCACGCGGCCUGCCCAUUGGCGUCUGCAUGCUCUGGUCAAUAAUUGGCCAGAUCCUGAACCUGGACAUAACAAUGCAUCGGUAUCGCGAGUUCAAGGAGCUGGCCCAGGCCCUCGGCCCGGUGGCCCGCUUCAGCCUGGCCGAAAUGGGCACUGGUCAGCUAAGCGAGCUGGAUCUGCUGCUGGAGACAAUGAAUCGCAUCAUGGAGCUGGUGAUGCUCACCAACAAUGACGACCUCAAGCUGGCCGGCUAUCCGGAUCAUUUCUUUCAAAUGCGGCGCAGCGAUCUCGAGUCCAUGCUCAACUGGGCCACAACCAUACUCUAUCAAAUCCACAUGAGCUGUCGCUGGCUCGGACAGAUUGGCUCUCAGGUCACCGCAAUGGUGAGCAUAUUGAAUCGCAUCAAGCUGGAAAUACCGGAGCUUGUCGAAGAGGAGGAGCUGCCAAAGAUGUGGCAGGCGCCCAUCGAUACCUACUCGGAUCUGGACGACUGAUCCAUGCCCAACGCAUAGCUAUUACCCCUACGCACAGUAUUAGACAAACGACUCGCUUUGAAAGCAUGUUCAGUUCUCAGAAUAUAUACAUAUGUAUGUUCAAUAUGCAAAUCCAACUUACGGUUCCAUCAUUUAGCUGUUAUCUGAUACCCUUCCCCAAGCACUCGACGACGAUCACACACACGAUCACAAGCUGCGAUCUCAGCAAUGCCCGACGAUCAACUGGCCGGCUACUUGAUUCGGGUCUGAAGCCAACAUCGAACAAGUUCGAUUAGCCAACAUCGAACAUGUCAGACUCGACAGAUCGUUGCAACCUAACGCCUACGAGCUGUGUGUG